AUGAGAUACAACAAAUCUACAGGUUUGAAUAUAGACGUCAAGCUUAAGAAAGUAGUCUAUAACAAUGACAUUAUUGACAAGAUUAUAGAAGAAAGGCGCAUACAGUUAAUGAAACAGAUUUCACCAAAAAAUGUAGAUCCCAUUUAUUCUGAAAUAAUUUAUAACAGAUCAGCAGAGUACAAUAGAGUUAAUGACAUGCUUAAGCAAUCUGAAGAUAGAGUUAGAUUCUUACAAGAUUUAGAAAACAACAAGAAAUAUAGAUCUAUUAAAAAAACAACAAGUGUUAGCAAAGCAUUAGUUACUGGGAUUGCUCUCACAACAAUGGCACCAAAUGAUACUUAUGGAUGUGACCAGAUGCUUUAUUUAAAAAGCAAUGGUCGGAUAUGUUAUAGUGACAAAUGCUAUGAUUUAUCAACAUAUUCCUUAUCUCUUGCUGAUGGAGAAACUGCCUGCUUUAAUGACUUAAACAAUGAAAAGUUGUCUAUCAAACUUGACUCUAUUUACAACAUUGCAAGAUUUAGUUCACUAUAUGACACUAGCUCAUAUGAUAUAAUUAAUGAAAUGCAUUGGAAUUGCUUAGGUUCAGGGAAAUGCUGGUGGGGAGAAGAAUGUGGAAAUGGGUACAAGCUUAAUAUAUUAGAGAGAAAUACAAAAGAGCCACAUGGAUAUGGAUGCCAUAUGACAUCAGUAAGUUGUGUUGGAUCAAUGUGUACUCAUGGCACAUCUUGUGUAUGGUAUAGGUGGCAAAUAAACCCUAAAGGUCCUAAAAUACCUGUUUAUUCUUUGGUUUCUGAGAUAUGGGAAGUAAGUAUUACCAUUAGGUACAAAGAUGUGGUCCGCCAUAUUGUAUUGAACACUAACAAUCCAAAAUAUGAUAUGAAUAAUAUAUUGAGUGAAAUUAUGGAUCAUAUGCCAUUCUACAUAUCAGGAGUGUCAUAUGAGAAGCAACACUUAAGGGAAUCACUUAUAUCUAUAAAUGGUACAUAUUUCAAUGUUGAUUCAUCACCACAUAACAUGCCACAAAGAGGUAUGAUAGGAGACAUACAAAUUGAUAAACAUAAUGAUAAGAUAUUAUACUAUGAUAAUAACUUGGAUUGCAGUGUCGAUUCUUGUAAGGUUAAAUGUAUCACUAAUGAGCCUGCAAUAAAUAGACUAACUGAUAGUAGCCCAUACAAAGUUGAUUCAAGUAAUAUACAACAUUUACAAAUGUAUAAUAAAGGUUGGAUAAAUUAUAAAUACCGAUCAAGUGGUCAUGGGACAAUUUCAUUUGGAAAUGUUGAGCUUAAAGAAUUGAUUGUGGAAAAGCCUCAUUGUGAAAUUAGUGUUGGAAUAUCGUAUGCAUGUGAAGCGUGCCUUGAGCAACCUAGAGCUACUCUAGUAUCAAAAAAUCUUAAAAAUGAAGGCAUGAUGGAAUUCGAAUCUAAUUGCACUUGGGAUAGAUCAUCAGUAUCAUGUAAUAAUGAAAUGUAUGAUAUAGUGCAAGUAAGCAAGAAUAAGUAUUGCAACAUUUAUAUACCUUUGAUAAAUCAAAGUAUAGACAUAACAUUUGAAUAUGAGUAUCGUGGUUUAUUAACAGAUAUGAAAACAAUACGAGCAGAGACAUCCACAGAUAUAAUUAAUGAGUUGAUGGGAAAUCAAUCCUUCAUUACAACAUUGCUCACAUCAUUAAGUGGAUUCAUGCUAUUUACUGGAAUAGCUACUGUAGGUAUUAAAGUACUUAGAUUAGGUGUGUUAGCAAUUGGCAAAAAGGAAGUCCAAAAUGCA
Messenger RNA from Brenthis ino (lesser marbled fritillary), 1764 nucleotides. The record is from the annotation of a GenBank genome assembly. Lineage: Eukaryota; Metazoa; Arthropoda; Insecta; Lepidoptera; Nymphalidae.